This is a messenger RNA of Peronospora matthiolae, 912 nucleotides long. The record is from the annotation of a GenBank genome assembly. Lineage: Eukaryota; Oomycota; Peronosporomycetes; Peronosporales; Peronosporaceae.
AUGUCGUGGCUCCCGAUUCUCCUCCUGCUCCUCUCGGCGUCGAGCAUCCACGCCGACAAUCGCUCCCCUGCGUCUUUCACUGAUAACCCCAACGAUGUCGAAGACGCACAGCUUCGAUCGGCAGUCGACGAGCCGUCUCCUAAGACCUUUGGAGAAUUCGUCAACAAUGCCACGCUCUCUGCUGCCUUCUCAGGGUGUGGACUGUGUCAGCAAACCGGCCAAUGCGGCCACGCUUACCACGGACAACCAGGUCAAUUCUGCAUUGGUCUUGCUUCCGGCGCACCCUGUUGCUGUCCAGUAGACGCUCAGUGUGCCGCGACCCCAUACGAGUGUCGCUGUCGCCGUGCAGCACCCUAUCAUUAUGGCGGGUACGACGGCUACCACUCGAGGUCGUCCUCGUCAGGAGGAGUGUUCAGCACGAUCCUGUUUAUUGCUAUGGUUUUGCUGUGCUGUGUGUGCUGCUGCUACCUACCGGCACGUCGGGCGCAGCAAGAACGAGAGGAACAAUAUGCAUACGCCCAGCCCGUUGCAUCGAGUCAGUACGGUACGUACGCAGACCAGCAGCAGCAGCCGCCACAAGCUCCGUACGCGUAUGCGUCGGCUCCUGUGGCAUACGGAGCAUCCCCGUAUCGUGAAAGUGGUGGCGGGAAUGGUGGUCAUACGAUGGCUGCAGGUGCACUAGGAGCCUUAGGAGGACUGGGCGUUGGCGCAGCGUUGGGCUCGGCGUUUGGCGGUCAUAACAACAAUACUGGCUACGCAGGUGAUACGGGAGACGGGUAUGACAACGCUGGCUACAGUGGCGAUGUCGGAGGCGUGGGCGGUAACACGUACACGUUUAGUGGAGACACUGGUGGUGGUGACGACUUUGGUGGAGAUGGAGGGGACGAUGGCACGUUUGCUGGUGACUCGUAG